Molecule: messenger RNA, 3523 nt
Organism: Helicoverpa armigera (cotton bollworm)
Lineage: Eukaryota; Metazoa; Arthropoda; Insecta; Lepidoptera; Noctuidae
Product: esterase E4
Exons: 4
Coding region: 223-1803 (526 amino acids)
Source: RefSeq, a predicted model, not a curated record
UUCGGCUGUCAUUCAAUGUUUAAAAACUCUCAAAAUAAAUUAUUUCGUAAGUUGUUGGUCCCGCGCGCGGUUUGAAAUGAAGAACCGAAAAGCAAAAUAAAAGUCAUGCAAUAAAUUGUUUUUGUGCAUAAAAAAGCUAACAAAAAGGGUAAAAAUAUCAAGUGUUUGGAUUUGUUCUACUAACUUUUAAAUAAAAAGAACCUGGACGUGAGUCGAACAGAAAUGUUUGUACAAGUAGACGUUAUGCAAGGGACAUUGCAAGGAAAAGAAUGCACUACAUACUAUGGGAAAAAAUACUAUAGUUUUGAAGGAAUACCUUAUGCUAAGCCACCUGUCGGCCGAUUGAGAUUUCAUGACCCACAGCCACCAGAAAGUUGGCAAGGCAUACGAGAUGCUACUAGACCAGGCAAUAAGUGUUGCCAGCUCAACCCAUACAUACAAUCUAAUUUAGAAGGCUCUGAAGACUGCCUCUACCUAAACGUAUACACUCCGAGUUUGCCAAGGGAAAAAAUCGAAACUCUACCAGUAUUAUUUUUCGUUCACGGUGGUAGAUUUAUUUUCGGUUACGGUGACUAUUAUAAACCAGAUUAUUUUAUGAAACAUGACGUUAUUUUGGUCACAAUAAAUUACAGAUUGAAUGUACUGGGGUUUUUGUGUUUAAAUAUACCAGAAGUGCCUGGUAAUGCUGGGUUGAAGGACACAGUUUUCGCUCUACGCUGGGUUAGGAAUAACAUAGACAAAUUUAAUGGAGAUUUGAACAAUGUGACCGUUUUCGGAGAAAGCGCGGGAGCGGGUGCAGUAGCGUCCUACAUGACUUCCAGGAUGACGCUAGGACUGUUCCACAAAGUCAUAGCACAGUCUGGGAACUCUAUAUUGGAUAUUUAUAUGAUAGAGGAAGAUCCUAUAGCUAAAGCGAAGCAUAUAGCUGCGAACAUGGACAAAGACUUGACUACCCCAAGAAACAUAUACGAGUUUCUAUUAGAAGUGCCCAUACAGGAGCUUUUAGUGGCAUUCAGCAUGGCUGAAAUGAGCCGACCACCGGCAGUAAUCAACGCAUAUUUGUUACCAGUCGUCGAAGAAGAAUUCGAUGGGGUCGAGCGAUUUCUCGUCGAAUACCCCCGAAUCGAUUUUCCCCUAAAUCAAUUCACUAAAGUCCCCGUUCUAACCGGCAUGAAUUCCCACGAAGGGGCUUUAUUCUUGCAGACAAAUGGUGAAGGCAAUGUAGAAUACGAAAAAGACUUUUAUUACUUUAUUCCAAAAUAUUUACAAAUUGAAAAGAAUGAUAAAAAGGCCAAACAGAUUGAGAAGAAAAUUAAGAAAUUUUACUUCAGUGGUAAAUCUGUGGACGAUAAAACUAAGCCGCAAUAUGUUAAUAUGGUUUCUGAUACUUAUUUUCAGUAUCAUCUUAUGCUUUUGCCGGAGAUUUUGUCGAAGGUCAACGUUGAUGUAUAUAUGUACAAAUUUCAGUAUUCAGGGAAUUUGAAUACUAGGGUCAUGAGGAGUUUAGAUUUAGCGGGGGCAAGCCAUGGAGACCUGAUACAAUAUCAAUUCUAUAGAGAUACAAAACACCAGAAAUGUGAUGCCAAGGAUUUGAAAAUAGUGGAAAUGCUGUCUGAAGCUUGGUGUACCUUUGCUAGAAAUGGGAGACCCACAUGGCGCAACCAGGAAACUGAGUGGUUACCGUACACGAAAAAGGGAAAACAUGUACUUAUAAUUGAUGAUGAAAUAGAAUGCAUCACAAACCCUGAUAUGGAUAGACUAAAAUUCUGGCUAGGUGUUACGGGAGAGCUUUCCAAAUUAUAAGAAAUUAUUUAAAAAUUUUAGUCUAUUUGCAAAAUGUACAUAGAAAUUAUAAUACAUUCUUAUAAAAAAUCGGGAAAUAGGUACGGUUCAUUUAUUUGUUGAAUUUCUGUGAUAAAAAUUUCAAGCUACUUAUAUUACAAUAGGUGUGACGACAGGGUUAUAAAAUAGUGAGUCUAAUUAGUCCGCAAUUUAGAUUGGCAAAAAAUACUUGACACGUAUUUUUUAUUUUUACAAAACAUUAAAUAUUUACUAACUUAUAACGGAACAGUGGGGGCUCGUGACGUCACGUUUAUGUAUAUGUUUUACGGGUAAAGCUAGAAGGUGGAGUAAACCUAGGUUUACGCGGGUUGACUUAGUAUUACCCAGACUUCUUGGGUAAAGUCCGAAUAAUAAGUAAAAUAAAUUUUACAUUUGGGGUUUACCCAUGCUCACCUAGGUCUACCCAACUCUGACUGGGUAAUGUUAGGUGUUGCGUAAUUUUCAAGCCCGUGGCGUUACUCUAAAAAGGUUUAAUUGCAAAACAGAAUGUGCCACAAAGAAGUGUUCAUGCAAAGCUGCAGGAAAAUUGUGCAAUUUUAAAUGUCACAGCAGUUUAUCUUGCUCAAAUAAAUAAUUUCAAUUGGAACAACACCGACCGUUAUUGUUUUUUUCUAUUAAAGCUAUUAAGUUUAUGCUCUUCAAGCGAUUACGAUAGCCUGUAUAUGUUUUUUUUUAAUUAUAAAUGUUUAAAAUGAUCUUGGAUUUUCAUUUCACUAAUUAAUUACACAAAUUUUUAACAUUACCCAGUCAGAGUUGGGCAGACCUAGGUGAGCAUGGGUAAACCCCGAAUUAAAAUUUAUUUUACUUAUUAUUCGGACUUUACCCAAGAAGCUUGGGUAAUACUAAGUCAACCCGGGUAAACCUAGGUUUACUCCACCUUCUAGCAUUACCCGUAACAUAUGUACUUAAAAGUAACGUAACAUAAAAUACCGUGUUCUCCGUUGUUAUUUGUUUGUGAGAGAAAUGAAAAAAUUCGUGUCCAUUAUUUUAGCGUUAUCUAAAAGACGGACUAAUUACUUAUUUUCAUCCGACAUGCCUAUUACGAUGGGUUGUGCCAUUUAACUAUAACGAUAACGGAACCAUUUGAAAUGCUAGUGUAUUUUAAUCUUCUAUAGAAUAGAAUCAUUUACUUGCCAUAAACAUGUGUUUACAUACAUACAUACACACGCAGGUGCAUGUAUGUAAGAUGGUAGGUACAAUUAAAUAUGUGCUUAAAAACAUGUCUGCCACUUUCUAUACUAAUAUUAUAAUGGGGGUAAUCAUUUUGCCGAAAUUACUGAACCGAUUUUAAAAAUUCUUUCACUGUGGGAAACUGCCAUAAUUGUAGAAAAUAAUUAUAUUGUAAAAUACCAUAUUUACAUACUAUACCAUACCAUAAUUUAUAUCUGUACGGGCAGUAGUUCCUAUGGGACGCGGGUGACACCGCGGGAAAACGACAGUUAAUAAUAAAAAUAUCAGUUAUCUACUGCUAACAGAUUUUAUAUUUAUUAAAUGUUAACCUUGUUGGUGAUUAAUUUAAAAAGCUAAUUAUGUUCAUGUAUCAAAUUAUGUUUUUUAUGUAUUCCAAAUAUACAGCUGGGGACUUCGUAACCAAUUUUUCUUUUUAAUGUUAUUUAUUGAUAACGAAAUUUUUGUUGUAACGGGACAUACUUAUAAGUAAAUCAUUGAAAAUAACUAUGGU